This is a messenger RNA of Cryphonectria parasitica EP155, 1950 nucleotides long. Its product is annotated as Six-hairpin glycosidase. Lineage: Eukaryota; Fungi; Ascomycota; Sordariomycetes; Diaporthales; Cryphonectriaceae. The annotation marks the transcript as partial. Gene Ontology annotation, biological process: carbohydrate metabolic process. The record is from RefSeq and is a predicted model, not a curated record. The transcript is spliced from 2 exons.
UACUUUGGCAACGACGCCCCCUGGUACAUCCCACGCAUCCCGCUCUUCCAGUCGAGCGACGCCACGCUCAACGAUGUCUACUACUACCGCUGGAACAUCUUCCGGGCGCACCAGCGCGACCUGGGCAGCCUGGGCUUCAUCUCGACCGAGUUCCUGGACGACGUCUCGUGGGAGCUGUUCCCGUUCGCCUCGCUCAACGACGCGACGGGCUUCCACCUGGGCGAGGGCCGCUGGCUGCGCGACAGGCGGUACAGCCACGACUACAUCGACUUCAUGUACACGUACCAUGACGAGAGCGCCACGUACGGCAACGACAGGCACUUUAGCGAGGCCAUCGCAGACGCGGUGUGGCGGACGUACCUGGUGGACGGCGACCUUGCGUCCAUCUCACAGCACCAUGCCGCCAUGGAGACCAUCUACGACGAGUGGGCCGACCACUACGACGACACCAAGUUCCUGUACUGGAUCGAGCCUCUGUACGACGCGACAGAGUACACCAUCAGCAGCAUCGACGCCUCUGGCGGGGAAGACGGCUUCACGGGCGGCGAGGCCUUCCGCCCGUCCAUCAACAGCUACAUGUACGCCAACGCCCUCGCCAUCGCCCACAUCGCCUCGGCCACAGGCGACACGGCCACAGCCGCCACGUACGAGGCCCGCGCCGCAGCGAUCCAGGGCAACUUCACCGCCAGCCUGUGGAACGCAACCCUGGAGCACUUCAUCGACCGGUACUACCAGGACGACAGCACGUACGUGACAUACUGGGACUUUAUCCGCGGGCGCGAGCUGGUGGGGCUGACGCCGUGGAACUGGGACGUCGUGCCCAACAACGAGACCUACGCGGCCGCCUGGUCGCACGCCCUCAGCACGGCCGACCUGCUCACCGGCUCGGGCCUGCUGGGCACCGUCGAGCCCAGCUACGAGUACUACAUGCGGCAGUACCGCUACGACGCCGUGACAGGGCUGCGCGAGUGCCAGUGGAACGGCCCCGUGUGGCCCUUUCAGACCACCAGCAUGCUGGGCGGCCUGUCGAACCUGCUGGACCACUACGACCAGGACGUCAUCACCGUCAGCGACUAUGUAGGCCUGCUCCGUGCCUACGCCGCUCUGCAUUAUGAUGACGCCGGCGCGCUCAACAUUGUCGAGGACUACUACCCCAACAACGGCAGCGCAUUGGUGUGGCUGGCCCGCAGCCCGCACUACUUCCACUCCGGCUUCGUGGACCUGAUCCUGUCGGGCCUGGUAGGCAUCCGGCCCCGCUCCGACGACGUGCUCGAGGUGAACCCGCUCGUCGACGGCUCCGUGGCCUGGUUCCGCGUCGACAACGUGCUGUACCACGGCCACAACGUCAGCGUGCAGUGGGACGCCGACGGCAGCCACUUUGGCACCGCGGGCUUACUGCUGAGCGUCGACGGCGCCCAGGCUAACGCCUCGUCCACGCUGCAGCGCCUCCUGGCCACCCUGCCCGCCGCCGCCGCCGCCGCCGCCGCCGACCCGCCUGCCAUCGCGAGGCCGCUCGCCAAGUCCGUUCAGCUGCAGGACUACUCGGCGUAUCCGUACGGCAACGCCUCUGUCGUGGGUGCGGAUGCCGAGCAGAUUCAUGAUGCCAUCGACGGCCGCGUGUGGUUCUGGACCGAGAUCGUCAACGGGUACGACAGCGCCGAGGGCGACGGCGAGACGUCGCAGUGGUAUUCGGUCAACUUUGGCGCCGAGACAGACAUCAGCCGUGCCGAGAUUGCGUUUUACCAGGGCGGCGAGGCUGGCUUCUACACCAGCAGCAGCAGCAGCAGCGACGCGUCGUGGGUCGAUGUCACGACCUUGGUGCAGGAGGAUGCCGUCGCCAAUGGCAUCACUAAUGUAGAGUGGUCCAGUGUGACCACCGAACAGGUCAGGCUUGUGUUUGUGCCGGCCUCUGGGACGCAAGUGCGCUUGGUCGAGUUCAAGGUCUUCUGA